This is a messenger RNA of Striga asiatica, 561 nucleotides long. NCBI's taxonomy places the organism in Eukaryota, Viridiplantae, Streptophyta, Magnoliopsida, Lamiales, Orobanchaceae. The record is from the annotation of a GenBank genome assembly.
AUGCCAAUAUUGGGCAUAAAUGGUCCUAAUUUGUGGUCUAAUGUUGAUCUUCCCCAACCUGUCCCUCAUACAAUUGUGAAGAGAGUUGAAAGGUCUAAGAAGGCAAGGACGAGAAAUCCAACUGAGCCACAAAGUGCAUUGCCUAAUAAUCCCCUAAGAUUGGAAAAGAACCAGAGGAGUGUGACAUGCAGAGUUUGUGGAAAACUUGGUCACAAUGCUAGAAAGCAUAAGAAGGCUGACCAAAAUGAAGAACAAGAGGAGGUCUUAGUGGUGAAUCUCAGCCUCCACCGGCUAGUGACCAUGUUUUCACAAUCUCAGGAAAAGAGCAGAACAACAAGGAAGAGAAAAAUAGCUGUGUUGGAUGGAAACGAAAAUGGGACUGAAAAGGACAAACUGUCAAUUUGUGAAUUUGAGUUCAGUUGGAUUGGAGUCAUUCAAUCUGAAGGAGUCACUUGUCCAAUUGUGGUGAAAGGAGGUGUGAAUUACAUAACAGCGUCCAACAUCAGAGCUGCCUUGAGGCCAAGGAAUAGGACAGCUCCUGUUUCCCUUCUUUUAUUAUGA